CCACGACUUACCGACGAGCUCCAAGUGAAGCUAAUGCAGAGAUUCUGUAUCCCCCGCUAAUGCUCCCCGGAUUUUAGCCGUAUGCGAUCCCAGCCUCCAGCUUCAUAAUCUUAUCUCUUAAUUCUGGGGAUCCCCCGUUCCGAACCAAUUCAUGUCCAUUCCGAAAAUCCAUCCUCUCCCGACCCAACAACGAACGACAUUCCCUUCGGAUACGGAACUGGACUACACAUGGAGCCUCCACGACGAGAUGACGGUGUCUCUGCUAAUCGCCAGAGUGGGGCCAAACGCCUCAAGAUUGAUGUCGCUUGCGACAACUGCAGAGCCAAGAAGGUCAAGUGCGACGGUGUGCGACCAGGUGAGACAAACGCUCAGCCCCAGGAGGGCACAAAGGCUAAGAGGCUGUAGUCUGUGGCUCCUGUAGUAGGAAGUUGGCUUUGAGGGACAAGUGCAACUUUAGCGCUAGUUCGACUGCCUUCAUACAGCAUCGCCCGCCAAUAGCAGCGCCUUUCACUGCAGCUCAGAAUGGACGUCCUGUUGCUCCUCCAGCACCAGCAUUGCCGGUGCAAAGGCAGGGUAGUUCUCCUUCUAUGGCAAGCCCACCUGUUCCGAUCUUACCAGCGGUGAACACAUACGAGCCUCAACCGCGAAGGUCUAUGCCUCUGUCCCUGCCGCCACCACCGCCAAAUCAUCACUCCCCAGUGACAUCUACCCCCGGCAGCGGUGCCAGGCCGGACUCACACAGUGGCCAACGCAAUGUCGGAGCUUCAGUUUGUUCAAACAGUCCUUCUGCUGUUGACUCCAUGACGGCGGUCAUUGAUGAGGGUACCAGUACUGAGGAAUUCUUCGGUAAAAGCAGUGCUGGGUCGUUUACAGCUCAGAUCAAGAAAGCUAUAGACGUGAGGCUGGGUAAACCCCCUAGCUCGAGUGAUAAUGCAUCAAGUACAUCUAGGUCAGCUGGUGUUAUGGGCCCUGCCUCAGUCACAUCACCAGACUUCUCAUACGUUCUACCUCCUCGGAGGCAGGCGGAUCAUCUAAUAGAGCUGUACUGGUUCUAUGUUGACCCGUUGUAUCCGUUUCUGGAUAGAAACCGAUGGACUCGUGCUUAUAAUGCGAUAUUCUCUGGGACGACGAUGGACUUAAAUGAGCGUGUCUUUGUCGCUACACUGAACGUCAUCUUGGCUCUGUCUACACAACUUGUGGAAUCGCAUUCGUUAGAACAGCGAGAACAGUCGAGUGAGACAUACUUCCAGAGGGCCCAGGAGCUGUUGCCUAUGAGUCCCUGGGAGCCUGGAUCUCUCGAGCUGGUGCAGUGCCUACUAGUAACGAGCCAGUAUCUUCAGAGUACAUAUAAUCCUCAUCAGACAUGGAUGGUUAUUGGCUCCGCCAUCAGGAUGGCUCAAGGGUUAGGACUUCACCUGCCCGAGACCUCGGCGAAUCGCUCGAAUCCUGGUGAGCGAGAGCUGUUGCGCAGGAUAUGGUAUGGAUGUGUUCUGAUGGAUCGCAUGGUGUCUGUGACCCAUGGUCGCCCUGCUAUGAUCUCCCAGCAUCCUGCAAAGGAUGUACCGUUGCCAGCUGAAACUUCAAACGCCCAGAAUGGAAUGCAAGGCUUGGAAUAUUACAGCUUCUUCGUGAGAUCAGUGCGACUUUACGAGAUUAUCCACAAGACCAUGAUUGCCUUCUACGACGGCUCACAGGGCAAUCGGCCAAAAGAGAAGGAAUCCCACUUUGACCUUGAGGGCUUGGACGUUGAGGAUGAAGACCUCGAUAGAGUGGUGCAAUUGGAUCGCUGUAUCAGCAGAUGGCAGUCAAAGCUACCAGAUCAUCUAAGAUGGGAGUUGUUGGAGUUAAAUAAGGACGAGAUAGCACGUCGACAAGCCGUGAUCCUUCGCAUGAGAUUCCUCCACGCACGUAUCCUGUUGCUAAGGCCAGUCCUAUCUAGAUUCUGUCUCACCCAGUCUCCCCAAGAUAAGAAGCCCAUGGACGACAACUUGCAAGCUCGGGUUGUUCAACAGGGCGCGAUGUUCUGCGUCACGACAGCUCAGAACAUGAUCAACACUCUGGUGAAGCACCAAACACUAGAUAGCACUGUUGGUCUGCUUCCGGCAUGGUGGUAUCGAGUAUACUAUAUCUACUCCGCUGCUACAGUGCUGAUCGCCGCCAAACUUCGACCAGAUGUUUUCUCGGCCGCGGAAAUCGGAAGAUCUUGGGGUCAAGCUAUCUCAGUGCUCAAGGCUCAUGAGCAAUUCGGCCAGUCUCCCCGUAGAUGCGUGGCGGCUUUACAUAUUCUUUCAUCAAAGAUCUUGCAAGCGACGCCUCGUGGCUCACCAGGACGUGAGACGGGGAACAACAGCAGACCCGGAGAAGGGAAUAACACAAGCCUCCCUCAGCAACCGAUGGCAAACAUGGAGGUUCCUGAUCUGGUUCAGCAACUUGCUGAAGAGUUCCAAACCCCGAUACCGGACUUCAAUCCUCAGGAACUUGCGGCUUUCAAUUUGGAUGUAAAUGAUAUGUCAUGGCUGAACGAUAUCCAAGGAGUUUGGGAGCUUUUGAACGAAUAACACAAUGGAAAAGUUGCUUCUAUGUCUAUUACCCAAAUACCAUGUUUUAAUCUACCUAUUACUCGAACACCAUCUUGUUCUUGACACUUCCCAACUCGGUGAUGCUAACCUCCACAACAUCACCGUCAUUAAGAUACUUAGGCUCCUUCAUUCCCAUGGCGACGCCACACGGUGUUCCUGUGAGAACAACAGUUCCAGCCUCAAGUGUUGUGCCUUGGCUGAUGAAGCUGACAAUUUCCUCAACCCCGAAAAGAAGAUCAUUCGUACCCUCGCUUUGUCUCUCCUCACCGUUGACAGUUGUUCUCAAGUGCAGCUUGGAAGCGUUGCCAACAACAGCAGGAGAGACGAGAAGAGGCCCAAUGGGGGCGAACUUGUCGAAACCCUUGCUGAAGCACCACUGGGGAACACCGCCGGCCUUCUUGGGGUCUCGUUGCCAUGCUCGAGCGGAGACGUCGUUGGAGACGACGUAGCCUGCUACGUAGGAGAGAGCGUCUUCUUUAGUGAUGUUCUUGCCAGACUUGCCAAUCACAAUGCCC
Molecule: messenger RNA, 3094 nt
Organism: Fusarium odoratissimum NRRL 54006
Lineage: Eukaryota; Fungi; Ascomycota; Sordariomycetes; Hypocreales; Nectriaceae
Exons: 3
Coding region: 588-2558 (656 amino acids)
Biological process (GO): DNA-templated transcription; positive regulation of transcription from RNA polymerase II promoter by galactose
Cellular component (GO): nucleus
Molecular function (GO): RNA polymerase II cis-regulatory region sequence-specific DNA binding; zinc ion binding; DNA-binding transcription factor activity, RNA polymerase II-specific
Source: RefSeq, a predicted model, not a curated record